UUUAUUUCAAUUUGACGCAAUCGUCGUUGUUUUGUCAGUGACAGCACGUCAGUUCGUUAGUUCGGUGGUUUCGUUGGGUUCGUGCUUUGCGUAAAGGGCCAAAAGUGCACGCGUAGUGUUUAGAGUGUAUUAAAAGUGCAAUCGAAGUGAAAAAAACAGUGCAAAAUGACGAGCAGAAUGGCAGGGCAGACUAUUAACGACAGGUUGUUGGCCGCAAGACACAGCAUUGCCGGCCAAGGGCUAGCGAAAGCAGUCUGCAAAGCGACUACGGAAGAAAUGAUAGGGCCCAAGAAAAAACACUUGGACUAUUUGACACACUGCACAAACGAACCAAACGUCUCUAUUCCACAGUUGGCAAACCUGCUGAUAGAAAGAUCUCAAAACACGAACUGGGUGGUGGUGUACAAAGCUUUGGUUACGGUCCACCACAUGAUGUGCGCUGGAAACGAGAGAUUUACACAAUACCUUGCCUCCAGUAAUGCGACGUUUCAACUAAGCAAUUUUCUAGACAAAGGUGGAGUACAAGGAGCGCAUUCAAUAAGGACCGGUUAUGACAUGUCGCCUUUUAUAAGAAGAUAUUCUCAAUACUUAAAUGAAAAGGCAAUUUCCUACAGAACUGUGGCCUUUGACUUUUGCAAAGUUAAAAGAGGGAAAGAGGACGGCAUGUUGCGCACAAUGAACGCCGACAAAUUGCUGAAGACGGUGCCCGUGUUGCAAGCGCAGCUGGACUCUUUGUUGGCGUUCGACUGCUCAGCCAACGAUCUGACCAACGGCGUGGUCAACAUGUGCUUCAUGCUGCUGUUCAAGGACCUGAUCAGGCUGUUCGCCUGCUACAACGAUGGAAUCAUCAAUUUGCUAGAAAAAUACUUCGACAUGAACAAAAAACAAUGCAAAGAAGCCCUGGACAUUUACAAGAAAUUUUUAAUCAGAAUGGACAAGGUGGCAGAAUUUUUGAAAGUAGCAGAGAACGUUGGUAUAGAUAAAGGCGACAUACCAGAUCUAACUAAAGCGCCAAGUAGUCUGUUGGACGCCUUAGAACAACACUUAAAUUAUCUUGACGGAAAGAAAACUUCAACGUCAUCUGCAACCGGAUCCCAAACUUCAAGUAGCAACAAAAAGAACGUCAAGUCCGCUGUAUCGGCUCUAUCGUCGACUAGCAACGCAUUCGGUAACGUGGUGGCAAACGGGCGUUUCGACGCGCCAUCUAACGGUAUCGACGAAAACCUGAAGCUGCAAAUUUUGGCCGAAGAAGAGGCGGCCAUCAACCAAUUCAAAGUAACCUCCAAAGUGAGUUCGCCCGCUUCCUUGAACAAUCCGUUUUUGAGUAACUCUUCGUCGAGCGCGACGGUAUCUUCAGUUUCUGCAGGAGGUCCAGAUCCGUUUGCCUCCUCAGAGCAAAUUAUCACCUCAGCACCAAGAGCUUCAGAGGAUUUGCUGCAGCUUGCUAAUCCUUUCUCUGAUCCUUUCGUUCAGCAAGGACAAACUCAGCAAGUGCAGCAAAACGCGUACAAUCAAAUAUGGUUGAGCAACAACGGUAACGGUUUUGCCCAGACUCCAUUAACACAACCACCUGUUUCAAAUGGGGCGUUUGUAUCGGAAAACAGUUUUGCUUCAGUUUUUGGGAAUUCGGAAGUUAAAACAAGCGGAGGGGGAUUCGACGCGUUGGGGGGCGUUCUCCAACCAAUGAACACCGUCAACGGCGACAACAAAAUCAACAACGGCAUGCAAAACAUGAACGGAAACAACCUUAACAACAACAACAGCCCGCAAAAUAACAACGGUCUUCUUACUGGGGACCUGGAGUCAAGUCUGGCCUCCUUGGCGGAAAAUCUGACGAUAAAUAACAGAACGGCACCUGUAAAGGGAAUUCAAUGGAAUUCUCCCAAAAACGGUUCUAAACCUAGCAACAGUUGGUCCCCUCAGCCAAUAUCGGAUACCACAGGUGCUGGUUAUAAACCAAUGAACCAACAGUUGGCUCCUUCACCGUUUGGGGUUGCACCUUUGCAAGGCCAAAUAUAUCCUCAAAUGCAAAUGAUGGGUUUGCGUCCAAUGUCCACAAACCCAAUGGUACCAACAAUGGGUGCUGUACCGCAGAACCCAAAUCCCAUGGGCCAUCAGUCUUUGCUGUUCCAUUAAAUCCCCCACACUGAAAGUAAAUACAAAGUGUUUAUUUUUUGGUAUGCCAUCCUAUUGUGUGCGUGUAAAUAGAAAAAUUAUUAACUGAGGGUACAAUUAUAGCUGUAAUUUUGUACAUAUCCAAUAUUAUUAUUAAUGUAAUUAUAUCAUAUCUGAAAAAAAUCGUAUAUUAAGGUAGAUGAAGCCCCGAAUUUUCGUUGCGAUUUUUUUUAAGUUUAUAAUUAUUUAAGGCCGUCCAUAUGUAAUAUGAACGUACUGUUUUUUUACAUACAUGCUGUGUUUCUGAAUUAAGAUUUUAAUAUAUUUAUUUUGGUCAUUUUAAAAGUUGAAAGGUCCUUUAAACUAAUACACUCUGGUGAUAAAAUGUGAUGGGUAAUUUAAAGUUAAAAAAGCUUCCAUGGGGUACUUUAAAUAAUUAAAAUUAUAAUGUAUCAUUAUAUAAAUUAUUUUAUCCUUUCCAAUAGCCACACUAAAAUUUGUUUUAUUAACCACCGUUCUAAAUAUACUGUAUAUACUAUGAAACUUAACUUUUAUCAUGUGUGACAAUAAAAACUCACCAAGACAAGUCAUAUAUGUUUGAUACAUACAUAAGUAAUCUAAGGAAUUGUAUAUUGCCAUAUAAAUAUUUUAAGCACUUUUGGGUUAGUCAAAUUGGCUGAUAGACUCUAGACUUAAAAACAUGAGUGUAUAAUAUAUUAUGUAUUACUUAUGUGGAGUAUAUGCACUGUUUUAUUGUUGUUUUUAUUUUUUGUCAUCUUAAUUGUGUAAAACUUGUUUUCUUAUUAGGAUUAGAGCCUUCUACUAAUUUUUAGCUUCUGUAUAGAUACUUGGUAGUUACUCUGUUAAAUGUAUAAAUAAAAAUAUCUAUUUAAG
Brassicogethes aeneus is the source of this 3009-nucleotide messenger RNA. The record is from the annotation of a GenBank genome assembly. Lineage: Eukaryota; Metazoa; Arthropoda; Insecta; Coleoptera; Nitidulidae.